Messenger RNA from Protopterus annectens (West African lungfish), 2038 nucleotides. RefSeq names its product glucose-6-phosphate isomerase (gene GPI). Bases 100 to 1767 code for a protein of 555 amino acids. Gene Ontology annotation, cellular component: cytosol. The transcript is spliced from 18 exons. Gene Ontology annotation, biological process: glucose 6-phosphate metabolic process; glycolytic process; gluconeogenesis. Gene Ontology annotation, molecular function: carbohydrate derivative binding; glucose-6-phosphate isomerase activity; monosaccharide binding. The record is from RefSeq and is a predicted model, not a curated record. NCBI's taxonomy places the organism in Eukaryota, Metazoa, Chordata, Ceratodontiformes, Protopteridae.
AGGCAGGUCUUGUAACUGCACCUUGUAUAGAAGAAAAGAACGGAAUUCUCUAACGGUGACUAGUCCAGUGGUUUGCAUUACUGUUCCUAAGUGGUCAUCAUGGCUCCAAGUUUAACAAACGAUCCUGUCUUCAAGACCCUGAAUGAAUGGUACAAAGGGCACGCAUCGAGCCUCAACAUGAGGAAGUUGUUUGCAUCUGAUCCGGAAAGAUUUAAUACAUUUAGCACAACCCUGAAGACAGAUGCUGGGGAAAUCUUGGUGGAUUACUCCAAGAACCUCAUCAGUGAAGAUGUUCAGAAGUUGCUGAUAGCAUUGGCAAAGUCCAGAGGAGUUGAGGAUGCAAGAGAACGCAUGUUUAAAGGAGAGAAGAUCAACUUUACUGAGAAUCGAGCUGUGCUGCAUGUUGCCCUGAGGAAUCGCUCAAAUGUUCCAAUGCUAGUGGAUGGGAAAGAUGUGAUGCCAGAAGUGAACAAGGUCUUGGAAAAGAUGAAGGCCUUCUGUCAGAGAGUACGUGGUGGUGAAUGGAAAGGUUACACAGGCAAAACUAUAACUGAUGUUGUCAACAUUGGCAUCGGUGGAUCUGACUUGGGACCACUCAUGGUGACUGAAGCCCUAAAGCCUUACUCCAAGAGAGAACUUCGUGCUUGGUUUGUAUCAAACAUUGAUGGUACGCACAUUGCCAAAACCCUUGCUGAGCUGAAUCCAGAGACUACCCUCUUCAUUAUUGCAUCUAAGACUUUUACCACCCAGGAGACAAUCACCAAUGCAGAGACUGCUAAGGAAUGGCUUUUGACAUCUGCAAAUGAUCCUUCUGCUGUGGCCAAACAUUUUGUUGCCCUGUCCACCAAUGCUCCAAAAGUGAGAGAGUUUGGAAUAGACACUGAUAACAUGUUUGAAUUUUGGGAUUGGGUUGGUGGACGCUAUUCCCUAUGGUCUGCUAUAGGACUUUCAAUUGCUUUGCACAUAGGAUUUGACAACUUUGAGCAGCUACUCAGCGGAGCACACUGGAUGGAUAAUCAUUUCCGCACAGCACCUUUGGAAAAAAAUGUACCAGUUUUGCUGGCAAUGCUUGGAGUUUGGUAUACUAAUUUCUAUGGUGCAGAAACGCAUGCCCUGCUGCCUUAUGACCAGUAUAUGCAUCGCUUUGCUGCUUACUUUCAGCAGGGUGACAUGGAAUCCAAUGGAAAGUACGUUACCAGCAAGGGCUCUUGUGUAGAUUACAACACUGGGCCCAUUGUAUGGGGCGAACCUGGAACAAAUGGACAGCAUGCAUUCUACCAGCUUAUUCACCAAGGUACUCGUAAGAUUCCUGCAGACUUCUUAAUUCCAGCUCAAACUCAGCAUCCUAUUAGGAAUGGACUUCACCACAAGAUUUUGAUGGCCAACUUCCUUGCUCAGACAGAGGCUCUGAUGAAGGGAAAGACAACUGAAGAAGCUCGCAAGGAGCUUGAAGGUGCAGGAAUGAGUGGAGAAGCUCUGGAGAAGCUUUUACCACACAAGGUCUUUGAAGGAAAUAGACCAACAAAUUCCAUUGUCUUUCCGAAAUUAACUCCGUACAUAUUGGGAGCCUUGAUUGCCAUGUAUGAGCACAAAAUCUUUGUACAAGGCGUUAUAUGGGACAUCAAUAGCUAUGACCAGUGGGGGGUUGAACUUGGCAAACAGUUGGCAAAGAAAAUUGAACCAGAGCUGCAGACUGCUGAUGCUGUAAAAUCACAUGACAGUUCCACCAAUGGACUCAUAAAUUUCAUCAAGCAGCAUUUUGCGUGACCACAUGGACCAUUCAAGUGCACUAGAACACCAUUAUGCAGAACUUCCCGAUCACUGUUGUAGUUGCAGGGUUCAACCAGCACUUUACCAGUAGUGCACCUAUUUGUUGCAGUAGUUCACUCUGCUAAACUUCCAUGAACACAUCUCCUUGCAGAGAUCUGUCAGUACUUAAGGUUUUUGUUGUGUACCCUGUGCAGUGUUAUGGGUCUCUUUCCCUGCUGUCUACCUCCUGCAAAAACAAACAGAAUAAAUGUUUCCGUAAGGCAUUUAA